AUGGAUAUUGACAUGGGCUUUCGUUUUCUGAUGACUGUGAUUAACGCCUGCUUGUCUUUGGUAAUAGCGUUUCUACCAGUGAUCUCAAUAAGUUUAUUAAAAUUGGAAGGGGAAGCAUUAGAGUUAAACAUACAUGAACGUCUACUGCAGGAAAGAGAUGGGGAGCUGCAAUAUCAAUUGCAGAUGUUUGCAGAGUACGUGGAGGGGCGGCCGACGCGGUUUCAGCUGCUCCGGGUGUUCGAGCUGGACUGGACGCUACCGCUGAAGAUAAUCCAUCUCUGUGUCACCUACCAGAUCAUUAUAGUGCAAUUGACGCAUUUGUUCUGA
This is a messenger RNA of Chilo suppressalis (striped riceborer), 327 nucleotides long. Lineage: Eukaryota; Metazoa; Arthropoda; Insecta; Lepidoptera; Crambidae. The record is from the annotation of a GenBank genome assembly.